CGCACAUCGAAACCGAGAUAGCGGAACCUCUCGUCCGUUUCUUGGAGAACCACGUUAGAAUGAGGACUGUAGAACUGUGGCAGGAGAGGAGAGAGAGGCCGAGGAGAGAGAGAGACAGGAACAAGAACAGAUGGUCACCAUGGCAGCCGCUCUCAGGAUAGACAACUCGUCGCCGGGGGCGUGGUCACCUCCCAUGCAGAGAAGCCACGCCCACUCGGCACCAGUCGACCAAUCAGAUCGUGGGAGUGGUGGGAGCAACUCGACUGGCUACAGAACAAGACAGAAUGUACCAGCUGCAGAACCACAAGGACCUUUACCUUACCGCGUCCAACAAAAGCUCAACGGAAGUGGAGGCUUUCUUCAAGAAACUCUCGUAUAGAACUGCUUAGCAGUGAUCAUUAAUAAUACUGCCCUAAUAACAGGGGCUCCUCCUCGUUUUAUUCAGUGGUUUGUACAUAAUAUUGUCAUUUUUUGAGUGUGUCACUUGCACAAUUUUCAAUCGUUCAAAAGAAUUUUCAAUGUUGUAUUCGUCUUCUCUGUGUGAAGGUUUAU
Messenger RNA from Geodia barretti, 552 nucleotides. NCBI's taxonomy places the organism in Eukaryota, Metazoa, Porifera, Demospongiae, Tetractinellida, Geodiidae. The record is from the annotation of a GenBank genome assembly.